Messenger RNA from Schistosoma haematobium, 1918 nucleotides. RefSeq lists its product as uncharacterized. Gene Ontology annotation, biological process: cilium assembly. The coding region runs from base 1 to 1056 and encodes 351 amino acids. NCBI's taxonomy places the organism in Eukaryota, Metazoa, Platyhelminthes, Trematoda, Strigeidida, Schistosomatidae. Gene Ontology annotation, cellular component: motile cilium. The transcript is spliced from 6 exons. The record is from RefSeq and is a predicted model, not a curated record.
AUGUUACCUUUGAGGUCGUAUAAUUCUGGUGUUUUAUUAGGUAACUGGUGGGAGGAGAGAAUAUUAGAAAAAGAAGAAAAGUCUGCGCGCUUCAGUAAAAAUGAGGAUAAGGUGUCAUCUACACACUUUCUCAGUUUACUCACAGAAAGUAAUCCUACUAUGAUUCAAUGCUCAGCGAUGCCGUCAGAUGGAUAUUUGCGUUUCGGGUCGAAUGUUCAGAUUUUAAAUCCAGGAUCAUCUCCAUAUUACGUAAAAUGUGGACUUGCGCCCACACGCCCACCUUAUGCUCUUGGACUUUCGAUAGAUAUCUCAUGCAACUUAACUUUGGAACUUUCUAAUUCCGAUGACAAUAUUUUUCAGUCGUUGGGAAGAAACGGUCUACUGAGUGUUACCGCAUCAAAGAAUGUGCAGCCUUCUGCAAAAAAUGUUUUCCGGAUAUUCUGUCUACACGAGAGUCAAUAUGGUCGAGUAAUUCGUUAUGGUGAACCAUUUGUGUUUGGAUUACAGCCGGAUAUCAUCUCAUCAAAAUGUAAUUCUGCACUAAAGAAAAAGUUAAAUACAGAUCAAUGCUUAUAUUUGGCUAGUGACUUACAACACCUAGGUGAUCAAAAUUUACAGCCAGGUGCACAAAAUCUAUACUUCGAAGUUGGGAGACCAUCAUUUCUGUCUCAGUGGCGUUUAGAGUACGAAGAUCCACACUUACGUAAAGAGUUUGAAGGUAGGCCAGUAAAGUCUGACCAAAAUUUAAUCAUCAAACAUGUUCGAAGUAAUAAAGCAUUAGCCUUAGAACCAGGUUUUACAGCUCGAACACUAUUCGGACAAGAAGCCUGCUUAAGCGUACGAACGUACUAUGAUUCCCAUAAACUGGAGCGUGAUGUCAAUGUUUGGAUGUUAGCAACAGCUAAACAACAAGGUUUAUCAUGUAUUUCAGAUGAACAAGCACCACACAAAGUUCUUGAAAACACUUCUUUGGAAAGUGAUUAUGCAGCAGGAUCAAAUCUUAGCGAUGAAAAACAAGUUCAUUUUGAGCAGAAUACCGAUGCAUCUGAUGCUUGAAUAAUAAUAAUAAUAUAAACUUUUAUUAUCUUAUAGGUGUUUAGUUAACUACUUAGAAGUUUAAAAGUAGUUAAACUGUGACAAACGAUUAUUCAUCAAUAUAUGUAGGUGAAAUUUUACAGUAGAAUACCUAUCAACUCAUCAUCCCGUAUUAUCUGAAGUAUAAAAUACAAUUCUAAUUCAUGCACAUCAAAUCAACUGCUUUUGAAAUGUUUACUAAUAAAUAUUUCACAACAAUCAAAAUAGUGUUAUUUAUUCUAAAAAAUUGUUUUUCUUAUUUUGAUGUAGCUGAUAAAUAUCUAUUUGAAAUUACAUAAUAAAUAAUAAAAGAUAAACACUCAUAAUAUUGUUUAGUGCUAAUGCAUCGUCAACAUUGGAAGAAAAAUGCAACCCAAGUUAGCUAUGAGUUCAUAUGCUCACUAGUGGCUAAUUUCGUUUGGAAAUCCUAGUAGUCUUAGUGGAAAAUAGUGACCAGUGGAGUUCAGUUGAAAGAAGUUAAAUCAACUAAUUCACCAGGUACAUGCUAGUGGAUCACAUGAUAAGUGUAAGGAAUUAUAAUACUACCAGGUCUAUCAAACCGAGGUAGGUAUAACUCUGUUCAAAUUUGAGACUUAGUGGCUGAAAGUCGAACAUCUCAAAUUGUAAUUCACCCCUCCACAGAGUUCGACAAUCACAAGUGUUAAGGGUUUGCUAACCGAAAAUGAUAAAAGAUGGUUUCACAUUAUCCCAAACAUAUGAUGUUGUAAAAGCAUAUCAAUGGAUGUUGAUUGAACAAUCGAAAUUUGAGGUAUUUACCAUGAGAGCUGAAGGUGCUGGGUUUAGUCUUAUUUGAACCGGGGAAUAUGCACUUCCAAAGAAUCCC